UUAGAUAAAAUAAAGCUGACAUUGUGUCCGCAUGACGCAUAAAUUGUGUUUUAUGUAUAUAGUAAUUUUGUAAAAUCUUAAGAUAAACAAAUAUAUAAAAUGGCAGAGAAAUACGAUAAAAAUGGUUAUAACAGUAGUGAUUUUAAAAGAAAUGCAAGUCAAGAUAUGGCAGAACAUGAUCACGAACAAGAUGGCGAAGAGGGGUCCAAACUUAACGAAAAAGCCGGCGAAUACAUGAGAGAACUAUUGAGUGAAAAAAUCAAAUUGAAUAACACAAAGUUUCCUAUUUCAUCCCGUCUUAUUGACACAGAAGUAGCAAAAGUGCAGGCAUCAGGACGUGUACCACCAAAAGACUUUAAAUAUCUAGACGUCUACAGGGAAAAAGCAAUUAAAGUCACCGUCAAAGUAUUGGUACCGGUCAAAGAACACCCUAAGGUAAAUUUUGUCGGCAAACUAUUGGGACCAAAGGGUAAUACUAUGAAACAAUUGCAAGAAGAAACAAUGUGCAAAAUGGCUGUACUCGGCAGAGGUUCCAUGAGAGACAGACAAAAAGAAGAAGAACUCCGUAACUCUCUUGAUCCGAAAUAUGCCCAUUUAUCUGAUGAGCUGCAUGUAGAAGUAUCUGCAAUGGCACCCCCCGCAGAAGCUCAUGCUAGAAUUGCGUAUGCACUGGCAGAGGUCAAGAAAUACCUUAUUCCUGAUGCCAACGAUAUGAUCAGACAGACACAGAUGCGGGAGAUUAUGGAAAGAGAUAUGGGAUUGCCGAAGCGGCCUUUGCUAGAUGUGCCCGAUAGCAAGAGCGUCGUAUACAGUGCUUGCACCGUCACCAAACAUUCCUUCUCCUACCAGAAUCCUGUGCUUAGGAUGACAGGCGCCCCGCCCCCACCACUCGCCGCGCCCCGCUCCGCUGCGCCCCGCAUGCCCCCGGCGCCCAUGAGGCCCAUGCCGGCUAAAACAAAGGUCUUCAGCAUACUGGACCGAGCGCGCUCCGCCAUGGAGUCGUCAUAUUCGUAUGAAGAUCCUUACGCUGCACCAGAACCACACGUGCCCCGCGGGCCCCCCCGGGCCGCGCCCGAGCCCGAAUACUACUACGAGCGCAGCCAGGAGCGCUACUACGAGGACGACUCGUACUACAAGGAGGAGCCCCGGGAGUACAAGGCGUCGGCGCGCGACGUGGGCACGCGGCGGCCCGGCCCGUCCAACGCGCCGCGCCACUACGCGCGCGCCUCGCCCUACGCGCGCGCGCCCAAGACAACACAGAAGAAACGUUCACAUAAGAUUGGUGAGUAUAUAACAACAAAAACAGAAUGGCAAAAAUAAGCAAAUAAAAAUGGA
Messenger RNA from Vanessa atalanta (red admiral), 1335 nucleotides. It is a transcript of the gene qkr54B, whose product is annotated as KH domain-containing, RNA-binding, signal transduction-associated protein 2. NCBI's taxonomy places the organism in Eukaryota, Metazoa, Arthropoda, Insecta, Lepidoptera, Nymphalidae. The coding region runs from base 100 to 1320 and encodes 406 amino acids. The record is from RefSeq and is a predicted model, not a curated record. Gene Ontology annotation, molecular function: mRNA binding. Gene Ontology annotation, cellular component: nucleus. Gene Ontology annotation, biological process: regulation of alternative mRNA splicing, via spliceosome. The transcript is spliced from 8 exons.